AUGGCCUCGCCUACAGACUUCUCUUCUUCUCAUAUCUUAUUCUCUGCAGCUCCAGCAUGGGGUCAUGUCAGGCCAUUUUGCGUUCUCGCUGCGCGUCUUGUUAAAGAGAAUAACACUGUGGUUACAACUUUGCUACUCUCCCCGAAUUUGUUAAAGAACGCGAAAGCAGAGAUUGAUUCCGAGUUUCGGGGGCAAGAGACUCAAAGUAGCCGCCAACGCGUCAGAGUGCUCUCAGCUUAUGCGUCGGAUGCCGAGGACCCAUUCAGUCUCAUUGCUCCUCUCAUACAAACAUAUCCGGCAGUCUAUCAAUCCCUCGUUGAGAGCAAGUCUGUAUCCUGCUCUGUCACAGGAACAGUGUUUAAUCCGGUAUCUCCUCCUAAUGCGGUCGUACUUGAUUUUUUUUGCCAUCCACAAAUGCUGGCGACGCGAGCUAUCACUGGGAAUUCUGUCCCGAUAAUCUCAUGGUUUACCGGCCACGUAGCGACAGGAAUUCGAUUCUGGGGUCCGAAGACUCUUGGAGGAUAUGGCGAUAUUGAGAAGCAGGUGGACGAAGAGGCAGCUCGUACAGGAAGGUCACCCAAAGAAAUAUCCGACGAACUUUAUAACUUCCCCAAACGAGCAAACGGAGAGAUCGUUAGAGUACCAGGUGUACCUGAGAUGUACGACUGGGAAUAUUUCCCUCAGAAUCUUCCGUUCGAGAUGCCAUUCGGAGAAUUUAUGAAAAUCGCGGUCAACGGACUUAGGGAAGCUGAUGCAUGCUUUGUGACAUCUUCAUACCUAUUUGAAGCCGACUCAAUCAACGCGCUGAAGACUUAUUUUUCGGAACUUAAGCAAGAUGUAUUCGUUAUUGGGCCUUUACUACCCUCUGGGUAUGGAAUAGUAUCCGAAAGUGCUCGAGGAUCUAGAGAAACGCAGGAAUUCCUUGAUAAAACACAGCUGCGGUUCGGUGAACGAUCUGUAACUCUUAUUUCAUUUGGAACCGUCUUCUGGCCCACCGUACAAGGUUACAUCGAGGAGGUCAUUGAAGCAUUUAUCGAAAAAAAUGCACCCUUUAUUCUAUGCUAUGCUUCACCCUUUGCUAACAUAUCAGAGAAUUUGAAACAAAGGAUAGCUCGGUGCGGUCUAGGCUUGAUUUCGAAAUGGUUGCCCCAGCAAUACAUACUAAAUCAUCCGGCGACUGGAUGGUUUAUGACCCACGGCGGACACAACAGUGUCUUGGAAAGCUUAGGGAGUGGCAUCCCCAUGAUUUGUUGGCCUUUUGAAGCCGACCAGCCAGCCGGAGCUGCCCAUAUGUCCAUCAAUCUCAAGGUCGCCUUCGAGUUGAUUGAAGUUAGGACAGGUCCCAAUGGUAUGAAACCCCUAUUGAGAUCAGGCCACAAAGCCAGUGGAACUCGGGAAGCUGUCGGUGUGGAGAUCAGACGGGUUAUAGAUUUGUGCCGUGGGGAUCAAGGGAAGGAGCUACGACAAAACGCUAUGGAACUAAAGACAGAACUAUCGAAGUCAUGGGACGAAAAUGGAAUCAGCAAAAAAGAAAUGAAAAGGUUCGCGGAGACGUAUAACCUACAUUUAUUCUAG
Molecule: messenger RNA, 1575 nt
Organism: Psilocybe cubensis
Lineage: Eukaryota; Fungi; Basidiomycota; Agaricomycetes; Agaricales; Agrocybaceae
Exons: 11
Coding region: 1-1575 (524 amino acids)
Molecular function (GO): UDP-glycosyltransferase activity
Source: RefSeq, a predicted model, not a curated record